AAGGGAGCAGGAUAGGGGUAGGCUACUUGACAUUAUUCCAGACCAGUUACGCGAAAACGAAGGAACCACUUGCACAGGGCUUUGGAAAAUCACAUUGGGAUACCACUGACUAAAUAGUUAGUAGAGAUCUGAAAUAGCUACUUAUUUUAUUAUUCUGAGUUAUGCGAUUCACCACAUGUGAGCUGGAAAACAUCGAAGGAUAAAAGAGAGAGUGUGAUAGUCAUGAAUUCGGCGGAACAGACAGUAACUUGGCUAAUAACGUUGGGGGUUUUGGAAUCGCCAAAAAAGAUCAUCUCGGAUCCAGAGGGCUUCUUGCAGUCAUCGCUUAAAGAUGGGGUGGUCCUGUGCAAGCUGCUGGAGAGAUUGCGCCCGGGGUCCGUUGAAAAAGUCUUGCAAGAACCUCGGAAUGACAGCGAGUGCCAGGUUAACAUCAGGGAGUUUCUAAAAGGCUGCGGCUCUUUCCGUGUAGAGCCCUUUGAGGUGAAUGAUCUCCUUCAGGGACUAAACUUCACCAAAGUGCUCAACUCUCUAGUGGCCCUGAAUAAAGCUACAGAAGAUAUUGGGUUGGACUGUGACAGCGUGUGUGCACGACACUCCUCCUCUCUGAGGAUUAAGUCAUUCGAGUCUCUCAGCACCCAGUCUCCUCACGGACGCUCCUCCAAGCUCUUGCAGCACCAGUAUCGCAGCCUGGACAUGUCAGAAAAUGGGGGGCUGCAGGUUCUGGUGAGGGCACGCUUCAACUUCCAGCAGACCAAUGAGGAUGAGCUCUCCUUCUCCAAGGGUGACAUCAUCAGCGUGAGCCGGCAGGAGGAUGGCGGCUGGUGGGAGGGGUCAGUCAGCGGCAGGACAGGCUGGUUCCCGAGCAACUACGUCCGCGAGGUCAAAGGCAGCGACAAGCCUGUGUCGCCUAAGUCCGGGACACUGAAGAGCCCUCUUAAAGGCUUGGACACAUCAGCCAUCAGCAAGACCUAUUACAAUGUGGUUCUCCAGAACAUUCUGGAAACAGAGACUGAGUACUCUAAGGAGCUACAGACCCUGCUGUCCUCAUACUUGCGCUCAUUGCACUCCUCAGAUGGACUGACCAGUGCAGACGUCAGUUACAUCCAGGGGAACCUGGAGGAAAUCUCCACCUUUCAGCAGAUGUUGGUCCAGUCCCUGGAGGAAUGCUCCAAGCUUCCAGAGAGCCAGCAGAGAGUAGGGGGGUUCUUCCUCAACCUCAUGCCCCAGAUGAAGGCUCUCUACAUGGCCUACUGCUCCAAUCAUCCCACUGCAGUCAGCAUCCUCACUGAACACAGUAAGGAGCUAGGGGACUACAUGGAGGGGAAGGGAGCCAACAGUCCAGGUAUUCUGACUCUGACCACCGGUCUCAGUAAAGCCUUCAUGAGACUGGACAAGUACCCCACCCUGCUCAAAGAACUGGAGAGGCACAUGGAGGAUCACCACCUUGAUCGUCCAGAUAUCCAGUUGUGUAUGACUGCCUUUAAAAGCCUCUCUGCACAGUGUCAGGGGGUUCGGAAGCGUAAGGAGUUGGAGCUGCAGAUCCUCACUGACUCCAUCAGACGCUGGGAGGGCGAUGACAUCACCACCCUGGGCUCGGUGCUUUACAUGUCCCAUACUGUGGUCCACAGCCAGGCCAGCCAGGAGAAAAAUGAGCGCUACUUCCUGCUGUUCCCUCAAGUUCUCCUUAUGCUGUCUACCAGCACCAGAAUGAGUGGCUUUAUCUACCAGGGCAGACUACCGAUUACAGGAAUGCUGGUCUCCAAACUGGAGGAUGGGGAGAUCCUGAAGAAUGCCUUUGAGAUAUCUAGCAGCCAAUGUGAGCGGAUGCAAGUAGUGUGUGACAGCCAGCAGGACCAGCAGGAGUGGGUGGAGCAUCUCCAGCGCUUGACCAAUAAGCACAACCUUGCCAUGGCCACUCCCACCUCUAAACCCCAGUCAGUUCCCUGUCACACGCUUCCGUCCCAGCCCCUGACUCCUUCCAGGCACUCCGAGAGCAGGGGGACCAGUGGGGCUCCGACCUACCACACCCUGCCCCACCCUUCCUCCCAUGGUUCCCUGCCUUGGCCCCCACUGGAGCCUCCCAGCACCCCCAAACCCUGGAGCCUCAGCUGUUUGCGGCCCGCGCCCCCACUCAGGCCCUCCGCUGCCCUCUGCUACAAGGAGGACCUGAGCAAGAGCCCCAAGAGCAUGAAGAAGCUGCUUCCUAAGAGGAAACCAGAGAGGAAGCCUUCUGAGGAGGACUUCAGCGUCAGGAAGAGUACGGCAGCUGCACUGGAGGAGGAUGCUCAGAUUCUCAAAGUCAUCGAGGCAUACUGCACCAGCGCUAAAACACGCCAGACACUCAACUCAACAUGGCAGGGUACCGACCUGAUGCACAACCAUGUGCUCGUCGACGCCGACCGGUCCAGCACGGAUGCCCCCGGCGGCCCGGUUAACACGACUCGGGGGGCGGAGCCGUGUUCCGACCUAUCGGAGGACUCAGACUAUGACAGUAUUUGGAACGCACAUAGUUACAGGACCACCUCUGUCUCCCGAUCCAGGAAGGAGUCAGGUGUGCACAUGCUUUUCCCAGAGGAGGAGAAGAUCAUUGUGGAGGAGACUAAGAGUAACGGCCAGACCGUCAUGGAGGAGAAGACCCUGGUGGACACGGUGUAUGGCCUCAAAGAUGAACUGCAGGAACUGAAACAGGACAACAAGAGAAUGCGAAGGACACUAGAGGAGGAGCAGAGGGCCAGGAAGGAACUGGAGAAGAUUGUGAGAAGGGUGCUGAAGAGCAUGAACGACCCUUCCUGGGACGAGACCAACCUCUGAGACUCUCAUGAUGUCACAUAGGGUGAGGAAACGUCCAAUCAGAACGUGUCAACGGGGACCACAUGACCACAAAGCCAUCCUGUAAGGCUGUAAAACUGUGAACUGAGACUGGCAGGAAGUGGUGGAAAAACCAUGCUUCCUGUUCUGAGUUGUAGAGCAAGGUCUCAGGGAAACCAAAACAAACAUGGCAGGUUGUCCACAAAUAGACUAGCAAUAGCAAUGAAUAGAAUAGCAAUGGCAAUAAUUUCCUCAUUUGAUGCUCUAUUUGAAGCUCUUCUCCCCCACAUUCCUCUAAGCUUUGUACUAUAGGAAACUAUGGCCAACCCUGACUGGGAAACACUCUUUUCUCAUUCCAAAUGUUUCCAAUGGAAAACUCGAGCAAUACAGUACUGGAACAUUAUGCUGAUGUGAUUUAAAAGUUUUUUUUUAAAGGUUUGAAACCUGUCUAAUUGUCUAAUAAAUACUGUGGAUGCAUUGGAAUCAUAUUUACAAAGCUAUCCUGGAAUCUUUUUACUUAGAUUAAAAAUGUUUUUGUCACUUAUUAUUUAUAGAGAAAUUAACCUCGAUAUUUCAAAUUAAUGUCAUGAAGUGUGCCUUGGAGAGGUUACUCUAAGUGGCUGACAUUUCUGGCAGACUCCUAUGCUAAAAGACUAAAAUGCAACAUGACCAAUUAUGAACUGUAAUGCAAGCGACUGUCUUUCUGGUAUAAUGUUUAACUCAUUAAUUUAUGUAUUUAAGAAAAUUGACGGAAGUGUGUGUGUGUGUGUGUGUGUGGGCAUGCGUGUGUGUGGGCGUGUGCUUACAUGUGUGUUGGGGGCGGUAUAGGACUGUCACUGUCAUCCAAUGAGGGUCAUGGGGUAGCUCUACACUCAUUGGCCGGGUUUGUGUCUCUGAAUAAAACCAGUCAAUUGAA
This is a messenger RNA of Hypomesus transpacificus, 3724 nucleotides long. It is a transcript of the gene arhgef7b, whose product is annotated as Rho guanine nucleotide exchange factor (GEF) 7b. The record is from RefSeq and is a predicted model, not a curated record. Gene Ontology annotation, molecular function: protein binding; guanyl-nucleotide exchange factor activity. The transcript is spliced from 22 exons. Bases 223 to 2811 code for a protein of 862 amino acids. Lineage: Eukaryota; Metazoa; Chordata; Actinopteri; Osmeriformes; Osmeridae.